Messenger RNA from Habropoda laboriosa, 2127 nucleotides. Its product is annotated as Y+L amino acid transporter 2. Gene Ontology annotation, biological process: amino acid transmembrane transport. The record is from RefSeq and is a predicted model, not a curated record. Lineage: Eukaryota; Metazoa; Arthropoda; Insecta; Hymenoptera; Apidae. Gene Ontology annotation, cellular component: membrane. The transcript has 12 exons. Gene Ontology annotation, molecular function: L-amino acid transmembrane transporter activity.
AGUCUCCAGGGAUCGGUUCUUUUCCUUGGGAUACGUUCGACAUACGGGGAGGAUGUCGAAGUCGGGAAGCAUCAAGGAUGGCGAGAAGGGGCCAUACGACCCGGUCCCGAUCGCCGACAAAUCCACCGACGAGAUAAAACUCGAGGCGAAGAUGUCCCUUAUGAACGGUAUUACCGUGAUCGUCGGUUCCAUUAUUGGUUCUGGCAUAUUCAUUAGCCCGACCGGUGUCCUCAAGUACACCGGUAGCGUGAACGCGAGCCUUCUGGUGUGGACAGCUUCCGGUAUUUUCUCCGCGGUAGGCGCGUACUGUUACGCUGAGCUCGGCUGCAUGAUCAGGAAGUCUGGCGCCGAUUAUGCUUACAUCAUGGAGACUUUCGGACCUUUCCUAGCGUUUGUCAGGCUCUGGGUGGAGUGCAUGAUAGUGCGACCUUGCAGUCAGGCCAUCGUGGCCUUGACUUUCAGCGUCUACGUGCUGAAGCCGGUGUUCCCGGACUGCACGCCACCAGACGACGCAACGAGGAUAUUGGCAGCUUGCUGUAUCUGCAUACUCGCGUUCAUCAAUUGCUGGGACGUGAAAUGGGCAACGAGAGUGCAGGACAUCUUCACGUACGCCAAGCUGCUCGCCCUCUUCAUCAUUAUAUUCACCGGGGCUUAUCAGCUGUUCACUGGACACACGCAGUAUUUCACGUUCGAAAACACGAACACAGAAGUGACGUCGAUAGCACUCAGCUUUUAUUCGGGACUGUUCGCGUACAACGGCUGGAACUACUUGAAUUUCAUCAUCGAGGAGCUGAAGGACCCCAUCAAGAAUUUGCCUAGAGCCAUUUCAAUCUCGUGUGUCCUCGUUACCAUUGUCUACGUUUUCACAAACAUGGCGUUUUACACAACGCUGAGCCCUGUUGAGGUUCUUGGAAGCCAGGCUGUUGCAGUGACCUACGCAAAUCGUUUAUUCGGCAUGUUCGCAUGGGUGAUCCCAGUGUUCGUGGCCCUUUCUACGUUCGGCGCCGUAAAUGGAAUUCUCCUUACAUCAUCAAGAUUGUUCUACGCUGGCGCCUGCGAGGGUCAGAUGCCUGAAAUAUUGACAAUGAUCCAAAUUUCCAGGCUCACCCCAACUCCAGCUGUUCUUUGCAUGGUACAUCAGUAGAGGUGACAAUUGUGUGGAGGUUGAUUGGAAUCUUUGAUCAACUACGUUGGCUUUGCCACUUGGCUGAGCAUAGGUGUCUCAGUGGUCUGUCUGCCAUGGCUCAGAUGGACGCAACCAAACCGGCCCAGGCCCAUCAAAGUGAACCUCUUCUUCCCCUUCAUCUACACCCUCGCCACCCUCUUCGUUACAAUUGUGCCCAUGUAUGCCAGUCCUGUGGAAACAGGAUACGGUUGCCUGAUGAUCUUCACAUCCGUACCUGUGUAUUUUGUGUUUGUCGCAUGGAAAAACAAGCCGCUGUUCUUCCAAAAAGGAGUCGGCGCCGUUACCAAAACAUUGCAGAAGAUGAUGGUAGUCGUCGGACCAAAGACUAAGGUUCAAAGAAAAAAUAAGCGUCACGAAGUUCCUGCAGAAAAUAUUGCUGGUCGUCAGCAAGUCGAAACCCGCUCAGGUUUAACCGCAGUCAGAAUGGAUCCUCAGCCUCCACAGGGAUGAAAUCCGGUUCCAAGAGAACCAGAUACUCUUGAACACCGUACAACACGCUUAGAGAACGCAGUCUCGAAGUAGACUUACACUAUUGCAUAAAAUAGCAAUUUACUAAAUUAUUCAGAUCAGAAAAAACACCAUUAUUCUGUGAAUAUAUCAGACAAAAGGCGUCCUGACAAGAGGCAGCCAUAUCGAAUCAGCACGCCUAACCACCAGACAACCAGAAAUACACGUUCUCUUGUCCGGACACAUCAUCCUUGACAAACUGGCAUCAAGAUUUCCGCGGUAAUUUAUCAUCGACGCGAUUCUAGCGGAGGUGUAACGUCAUCAAUAAACAACGACCACGACGAAAUACUGUAUUUUAUAACACGUACAGGUACAAACGAGUAACUGUCGAAAGAAAAAAAAAGAAGGGAUGAUAUUCCCCUCCGCUGGGACACGCAGUUCUCUCUCACGACUUGACAGACAAUUUAUUGUUAUUGUAUCCGUUUCAUUGCACA